AGGGAGCCAGGCGGUGCGGGUGCCAGGCACCAGGAUGCGGUGGCCGGCCACCGGGCUUGGGAAUAGCCCAAGCGCACCUUAACCAGCGCGGUACGGGCGGCCCAGCGGCGACAGGGACAUUGCAUACGCACAUUAGGCGCAGCCCGGGCAACCCAGCGGUGCAGCGUCUUGGUGCUGCAGUGGCGCGGUGCGGGGUCCCGGUAACCAGGGGGUGGGAAUCCAGCCCCGGAGCUAGGCUGGCGCUGCUGGCCGAGAGCCUUGGGCUCUUGGGGGACUGGUGCCCACCCGGGGCUGUACGCGAUGUCUUGUUCUCGUUCUUUCUGGGCCAGGGUUAGCCUCGGCAGGUUGGCGAUGCAGCGGGCGGCGGUGCUUGUGCGGCGGGGCCCCUGGGGCCGUAGCCACAGCAGCGCUGCAGCCGAAGCCUCGGCGGCGCUCAAGGUGCGACCGGAGCGCAGCCCUCGAGACCGCAUCCUCACCCUGGAGUCCAUGAACCCCCAAGUGAAGGCGGUGGAGUACGCUGUGCGUGGACCCAUCGUGCUCAAGGCGGGCGAGAUCGAGAUGGAGCUGCAGCGGGGUAUCAAAAAGCCAUUCACUGAGGUAAUCCGAGCCAACAUUGGGGAUGCCCAUGCUAUGGGCCAGCAGCCAAUCACCUUCCUCCGUCAGGUGAUGGCACUCUGCACCUACCCAAACCUGCUGAACAGCCCCAGCUUCCCUGAAGACGCUAAGAAACGAGCCCGGCGGAUCCUGCAGGCUUGCGGUGGAAACAGCUUGGGGUCUUACAGUGCCAGCCAGGGCGUUAACUGUAUCCGUGAAGAUGUGGCAGCCUUUAUCACCAGGAGAGAUGGCGUGCCUGCAGACCCAGACAACAUUUACCUGACCACUGGAGCUAGCGACGGUAUUUCUACAAUCCUGAAGCUCCUGGUCUCCGGGGGUGGCAAGUCGCGGACCGGCGUGAUGAUCCCCAUCCCGCAGUAUCCGCUGUACUCCGCGGUCAUCUCCGAGCUCGACGCCGUCCAGGUGAACUACUAUCUAGACGAGGACAACUGCUGGGCUUUGAACGUGGACGAGCUCCGGCGGGCAGUGCGGCAAGCCAAAGACCACUGUGACCCGAAGGUCCUCUGCAUCAUCAACCCCGGAAACCCCACAGGCCAGGUACAAAGCAGAAAGUGCAUAGAAGAUGUGAUUCACUUUGCCUGGGAAGAGAAGCUUUUUCUCCUGGCUGACGAGGUAUACCAGGACAACGUAUACUCUCCGGACUGUAGGUUCCACUCCUUUAAGAAAGUGCUUUACCAGAUGGGGCGCGAGUACUCCAGCAACGUGGAGCUCGCCUCCUUCCACUCCACUUCCAAGGGCUACAUGGGCGAGUGUGGCUACAGAGGGGGCUACAUGGAGGUGAUCAAUCUGCACCCCGAGAUCAAAGGCCAGCUGGUGAAGCUGCUGUCCGUUCGCCUGUGCCCGCCAGUGUCUGGGCAGGCCGCCAUGGACAUCCUUGUGAAUCCCCCGGUUCCAGGAGAGGAGUCCUUUGAGCAGUUCAGCAGGGAAAAAGAAUUCGUCCUUGGGAAUCUGGCCAAAAAAGCGAAGCUGACAGAAGAUCUGUUUAACCAAGUCCCAGAGAUUCAGUGCAACCCCUUGCAAGGGGCCAUGUAUGCCUUUCCUCGGAUUCUCAUCCCUGCCAAGGCUGUGGAGGCAGCUCAGUCCCACAAAAUGGCUCCGGACAUGUUCUACUGCAUGAAGCUCCUAGAGGAGACAGGCAUAUGCGUCGUGCCUGGCAGUGGCUUUGGGCAGCGAGAAGGCACCUACCACUUCAGGUUCUCUGCUGCAAUUCAUUCAUGAUCCAUCCAAAAUGGAGACCUGGGAUUGCGGCAGAGUUCAGCGAAUGACGAUUCUUCCUCCAGUGGAGAAACUGAAGACAGUGCUCCACAAGGUGAAAGAUUUUCACCUCAAGUUCCUGGAGAAGUACACAUGAGGAUGCCUCAGGCGCCAGACCCUCCUUGGGUCUGGGCCCCGGUACCACCCAGGCCUUCCUCAUGGACUCUGCCUCGGACCUCACACAUCAUCAUCAUCAUCAUCUUCAU
This is a messenger RNA of Acomys russatus (golden spiny mouse), 2075 nucleotides long. RefSeq names its product glutamic--pyruvic transaminase 2 (gene Gpt2). Gene Ontology annotation, molecular function: pyridoxal phosphate binding; L-alanine:2-oxoglutarate transaminase activity. The transcript has 12 exons. The record is from RefSeq and is a predicted model, not a curated record. Lineage: Eukaryota; Metazoa; Chordata; Mammalia; Rodentia; Muridae. The coding region runs from base 301 to 1833 and encodes 510 amino acids. Gene Ontology annotation, biological process: biosynthetic process.